GUGAUGCUGACGCUGCUGGUCCAGGGACCACACUCAGAGAACCGCUGCACUAGGGCAAGCAGGAAGAGAGUCCUCCUUCUGGAACUGAAACAGGCAGUGUGAAGAUCCAUGUGAAGCUCCUUAACCUGCAGCCUGUCUGACCAUCUGGUUGGCAAAGACCCGCAGGCCAUGAGGACUGGUCAAAGACAGUGAGAGGACGUGAAAGGGUAAAUCCCUGUGCCCCGCAGUCUUAUCCCGCCCUGACGUCCCUGCAAACCAGCCAGAGGGUUAACCGUAAGCGGGUUCCUGUAUGGCCGCUUUACUGAUGCCACGCAGGAACAAAGGGAUGAGGACUCGACUGGGAUGCCUGUCACACAAGUCAGACUCCUGUAGUGAUUUCACAGCUAUUCUUCCCGACAAACCCAACCGUGCUCUAAAGAGAUUAUCCACAGAAGAAGCUACGAGGUGGGCAGAUUCCUUUGAUGUGCUUCUCUCUCAUAAGUAUGGGGUGGCUGCGUUCCGUGCCUUCUUGAAGACGGAGUUCAGCGAGGAGAACCUGGAGUUCUGGUUGGCCUGUGAGGAGUUCAAGAAGACCAGGUCAACCACAAAACUGGUCUCCAAGGCCCAUAGGAUCUUCGAGGAGUUUGUGGACGUCCAGGCUCCGAGGGAGGUAAACAUAGACUUCCAGACCCGAGAAGCCACGAGGAAGAACAUGCAAGAGCCAUCUCUGACUUGCUUUGACCAAGCCCAGGGAAAAGUACACAGCCUCAUGGAGAAAGACUCUUACCCCAGGUUCCUGAGGUCCAAAAUGUACUUAGAUUUGCUGUCCCAAAACCAGAGGAGGCUCAGUUAGACCUCAGAUGGGGACUCCUGGAGAUCACUGGCUUUCCCCUCCCCUUGCUGCCAAGACCAUAUUCUAAUGUGAAAUGUCGUAGGUGUUCAAAAGCAGUGGCAUUUAGGUUGGGAGGCUGGGGGUGAGGAAGGGAUGAAAGGCCAUUCCAAAGUAUAAUCCAGCCACAGAGCUCGGACUCUCCUCCAUUUACCAUGUUUGUGUUUCGGUUAGUGGUAGCACCCUGUCGCUGUCACCCUUCUCUGGGGCAGCAACUUGCCCUCCAUAAUGCCUUGGGUCGUCUCCACUGAGAAGGCAGAUUCGCUAUGCUGGGCUAAUCUGUAAAUAAUGCAAAUGCGAUUUCCACCACUUCCAUACCCUCCUCAGUUAGGAUUCCUGCCUUCUAACUUGUCCUAUACCCCUGUGAGGAAUAGCUAGAAGACUCUGGCUCACAUUUGUGAUUGCUGUCACAAUGUAAUGGCCAGUCCCGGUGCUGGGACCUCACAAUUUAGGAAAGAGGUCUCUGUGGAAUCCCAGGUUUCUGGCACUGUCAUUCCCAGGUGGCCUCUGGGAAAAGGGGCAAACUCCAUGGAGUUCGCUGUUUCUUCCAUUUCCACAGGACCAGUGUGAAAGCUGUGAUCACUGCCCAUUUUAGCCUAGGAAAUUCACACGACUCCCAUACCCUUGCAAUUCCAGAAAGGAUCUUGGGAGAUGUCCUUCAUGAAUUCUGAUGGAGCUGCUAUUAAGAAAGAUACAGCUUGCAAAUCUUCCUCAAUUCUACCAAGAAGUUUUCCGGAAGUCGAAUGACCAGGGAAUGUAGUACCAGUAGACUUUUGUGCAAUGGGGCACCAUGUAACCUUUCUGUUGCUUAAUGUAUUCUCUGCCCUCACCUCCCUGUGGCAUCACGCAUCACUGAUCUCUUAGAAUGACAGACAGCUUGGCAAAGGGAGAUGAAUUCCCAUAGCAUGGACAGCUCUCGUGGUGCCUAAUACUUUCCCUGUCUCUCCUCCUUCCCCCGCCAUGCAGGUCAUGUAGUUAUGAUGGGGGAGAAUGGGAACUUAGGCUGUAACUCUCUUUCCAGCUUGCUUCCUGGGAGCAUGCUUUCUUAGAAAGGUCCCUCUCAUGAGGGCGAUUUUGGCUAUUCAGCAGCUUCCUUCUUGAUCUCUGACCUUUUGAGAUUGAACAUGGAACAGGAGGUGAGGCUAAGAAGAUCACUGUGAACAUCUGGUUGUGGAGAACCUUCCCAAAAUGCUUUCGUGGUAUCCUGGGUCUGCUCUUGGAAAUGUGUCAGGAAAUUUUCCUUGGAGGUUGGGUGAGAUGCACAGAACCUACUCUAGCGGCCCAGGGAAAAGCUGACUUUGGCGCAAGAUUGCAGUGCCAAGAAGGUGAAUCCUCAACAGAGAGAGCAGGAGGUGGAAGAGGAGCCUGGAAGAGGCUGGUCUCCAGGUGGACUGAAUCACAGAGAACAUGGUGGAGGUAUUAUUGGAUAAUUCACAGCUGAUGGAUCUGGAUUCACUGCAGAUCUCAAAAACUUUCAGCUUGACUAAAUGAACAGCACCCAAAUGAUUAGGUGUAAGCUCUGGAGCACAGAUGAUUGAGAACUGGGCUGAAGCGUUCUCCUCUGGUGGGGUGAUGGGCCUUUUUAGAUAUUCGGGGGUUCCAGUAUUUGCAUUCCUAUCCAGUAACUUCGUGAAUCUCUUCCUUCCUUGGCUACAGCUAGACAAGGCCAAGAAGGCUCUUGAGUCCCACUGGUGUUGGGGUCCACUGCCCUGCCAUGGCACAUGGUAUCGAUGACCGAGAGUUAGUGUGUCUGUGUGAACCGUCA
Ceratotherium simum simum (southern white rhinoceros) is the source of this 2633-nucleotide messenger RNA. It is a transcript of the gene RGS8, whose product is annotated as regulator of G protein signaling 8. The record is from RefSeq and is a predicted model, not a curated record. NCBI's taxonomy places the organism in Eukaryota, Metazoa, Chordata, Mammalia, Perissodactyla, Rhinocerotidae.